UUUUUUCAUAGCACUUCAGAUAUCUGAGUUCCCCUCCAUAGCACUUCAGAUAUCUGAGUUCCCCUCCAUUGAAAUUAUUGCACCGAAACAGUGAAAAAUGUUCCAAACCUUUGCUUCCAGCACUACACCUCCAUCUUCUCCACACCCAUCUCUUUUUCCACCUACAAACCCCAAACAUGUCCCCAAAUCCUUCUCAUUCAUUGACCGCCGUCACCUCCUCACUUCACUUUCAAUAUCCAUCACCCACUUCUUCACUCACCUCAAUUCUCCAAACCCAUUUUCCAUAUCCAUCGCUCAAGCUCGCGGUCUCUUCCAAAUGCCUCCAGUUCGACUCACCAAUCGGUAUUUUUUGGUUAGAGCUGGUGAAUCUGAAUUUGAGAGCUUGGGGAUAAUCAACACCAACCCAGUUGCGAAAACGUCUAUGGACAACGGAUUAUCGGGGAAAGGGAAGAAGCAGACGGUGAGAGCGGCUUUUGAUCUGAAGGCAAUGGGGGCUUGUGAAGGAAGUUGUUGGGUUUGGCCUUCUAUUACUCAGAGAGCUUAUCAGGCUGCUGAGAUUAUUGCUGCUGUGAAUGGGGUUAAUCGAAGUCAUAUAGUUCCAGAAUACAGCUUUCUGGAUGCUCGUGGAUUGGGAGCUUAUGAAGGAAAGAACUUGGAAUCCAUUUCCAAAUAUUGUUUACAUGAAAUGUCUCAGGUAUAUGCAUCCGAUAGUCUUUCUAUGAACAUCAAGCCACCCCCUAUUGAUGAUGGAACACCAAAUGAGAGUGUUGCGGAUGUGUUUGUCCGUGUGACUCAACUCAUGUCAAUUCUUGAAACCCAGUACUCCGAGGACACAGUCAUUAUUGUCUCACCAGAUUCUGACAACUUAACAAUCCUACAAGCUGGUUUAGUGGGACUUGAUCUCCGAAGGCACAGUGAUCUUUCUUUCAGUCCCGGUGAAGUCAGAUUUGUUGAUCCUAGUAGCAUACCUACUUACAAGCGACCUGCAUCUGCUGUAUAUAAGUGUUUAAACCCACCAAGCUGUACUUGAAUUUAUCUACCUAGGAAUUUUUUGUACAAAUGUAUAACAGGCAUUUAGGGCAUAGUUGUUAAAGGCUUAAGGCGCACUAAGGCGCCAAAGGCCUUCUAGAGCUUAAGCGCAAGGCGCAGUAUAAGGCGCGAGCUUGAUCGAAGUAAGGCGCGCGUAUAUAAUAAUGUAUAAUUAACAAUAUAUUAUUAUAUAUAUUCAUAAUCAAGCAAUAAUUGCAGUUAAUGUUA
Cornus florida is the source of this 1257-nucleotide messenger RNA. RefSeq lists its product as uncharacterized. The transcript is spliced from 5 exons. Lineage: Eukaryota; Viridiplantae; Streptophyta; Magnoliopsida; Cornales; Cornaceae. The coding region runs from base 98 to 1030 and encodes 310 amino acids. The record is from RefSeq and is a predicted model, not a curated record.